Cyprinus carpio (common carp) is the source of this 1525-nucleotide messenger RNA. RefSeq names its product protein phosphatase 1 regulatory subunit 27-like. Lineage: Eukaryota; Metazoa; Chordata; Actinopteri; Cypriniformes; Cyprinidae. The record is from RefSeq and is a predicted model, not a curated record. Gene Ontology annotation, molecular function: phosphatase binding.
CUGUGCACACUGUGCAAUAAAGUUGAUGAAACAAGUGGUGAUGGGACAGAUAAACUAACAAAACUUCACAAGAAAACAAAUCCCCUCACAAAGGAACUGAUUCCUCUGGAAAAGUGACAUUAUUUCGGAUUUGAAGCGGAUUGUAAAAACUGAAGACAGUGUGAACCCAAAGUGAAGGUUCAAGAUCCCACCCCCCCCGAAAAAGGAUUUUACUCUUGCGUGGAGCUUGACUUGAGUUUCAGAGUUUAUUUUGUCCUCCUCUCAAGCCUAGAGCUGAGGGGGGAGGCAAAGCCGUGGCGUCUGCGGGAAUGAAGUACAGCUACCAGUACCCGGUGUCACAGUACACACGCUCCAACACACACUACACUUCCACAAAUUACACACCGUCACACUACUCCAGCAGCUCGUACUCACCUGGCUACUACAGUUCUACGAAGUACAGCCCUACUAGACUCCACACACCAUCAUACUACACUCCUCCGGCUUACACACCUGCUUACAAGCCCACCUCCACUUACACCCCCAUCUAUAGCAAGCCGUCCCGGCAGAGCAGCUCGCCCCGGACAAGCGUACAGCACACUCCUACUGUAGCCCUCAAACCUCCCCGGGCUGUGCACUUCACAAAUGAUGUCGUAUUCCAGGACUUAGUCCGGCACAGUGAGCUGGAACAGAUCGGUCGGUUUAUGAGGGCAAGGAAAGUGCGUCUGGACACCAUCUUCCAUUCUGGAAUGGCAGCACUUCAUGAAGCCGUGCUCUCAGGAAACCUGGAGUGUGUGAAGCUCCUGAUAAAAUAUGGAGCUGACAUUCAUCAGAGGGACGAGAACGGCUGGACACCACUUCAUAUGGCGUGCAGCGACGGUUAUCCUGAGAUUGCACGGUACCUUCUCUCUCUGGGGGCCAGUGUGGAAGCAGAAAAUGAAAACGGAGAGAAACCCGCAGACCUCAUCGACCCAGACGGCAAAGAACUGCUCAAGCUCUUCGAGACAGGCUGUGUCUGAGUGCUGACCCGCGGAAGAACUUGCUGGUUAAAGCUAGCUUUCAAAAAAACAUUCAGAUCACUCUCCUGAGCUUCGCAUUUUGUGUGGUUCUCCUGAAUAAUCUUUAUCUUUUUGUUUGUUUGUUUUUUUUGGAUUUUAGCUAGACACAACAUUAUUAUGCAGUACAGAGGAACACCAAACCCUGCAUAUCUGUUGUGUUAUGUGUAUGUGUUAGACAUACUUUGUACCGGGGUCUCUUUGACAUGCUCUUGAUUUUUUUAUUUGACAAGGACACAAACCUGUUGAUGCAAAGAGAUGUUUGCUGAGAACUGCACAAACCAGAAUGAAGCGUUGUCGUCUGUCUGCUGGGCAGCAGAGCACAGAAUCAGAACCUGCUGUCAGACUCACAUAUGAAGAAAUACUGAGGGUGUGUGCUUUACUGUUAAAAGUGAGGGCACUACUGACAUUUUGAAUGUCUCUUCUCAAAGUUGUAUCUUUAUCUUAUCUUUUUUACAAGGUUUUCAUAAAUAAAGCUGCUUUUAUAAAAA